AUGGCUAUCAAUGAUUGUGCUCUUACCAUUGCAGGCGCAAUGGCAGAAAAUUGUGUUGAUCCAGUUCUGCACCAAUGUCAGUAUUUGUUUCGCUACAGAAGCAACGUUCUAACUCUGAGGGAUGAGAUAAAAAAACUUGAACUAAAGAAAGCCGAUGUGCAACAAUUAGUUGAUGCAGCAAUUAACAAUGGUAAAUCAAUUAAACCAAUUGUCAUUGACUGGCUAAAACAAGUUGACGAUCUAAAGAAAGAGGCAGACGCCAUUUUUAGGCAUAUGGAAAAUGUCAAGAUGAAUUGCCUUAAUGUCAGGCUUCCAAAUUUGAAGUCACAUUAUUUGCUAGGCCGAGAUGCUGACAAAAGAAAAAAUGCUGCUCAAAAACUUCUGAGCGAGGGGCAAUUUGAUGAAGUUGGAUACACUGCUCCAUUAGAGAAAAUGUCUUUUAGUGAAUCAACCCUACCUUUAGAGGAAGGACUACCUACUCUGAUGUCAACAAAGAAGGAAGUGAUGAGAGUUCUAGAGCAGGACAAAACAAAUCUUAUUGUGAUUUGUGGUAUGGCUGGUGUUGGCAAGACUACCUUGGUGAACCAAAUUGCAGACCAGGUUAAGUAUGGAAAAUUAUUUUAUAAGGUGGCCAUGUUAACUAUGUCUAAAAAUCCAAGCAUGAGAAAUGCUCAAAAUCAGCUUGCUGAGCAGUUAGGGGUGCAAAUUCCGGCACAUAUUGAUGGUGCCAGAUUUGGACAAACAAUAUAUAAUAGACUAAGCGGGAGAGUUCUUGUUAUAUUGGAUGAGAUUUGGAAAGAAGUUGACUUCAAGAGUCUUGGGAUUCCUGUUAGCGAGACGAUAAACGUUAUAGUGACAUCUCAGUCCCCCUGUGUUUGCAGGAACAUGGGAGCUAAAAUUGUUGGGGUUAAUGCCUUGCCUGAGGAAGAAGCAUGUUAUCUUUUUAAAGCGGUUGCAGGAAUUUCUGAUGAUUCCGUUUUGAGUGAUGUUGCAAAACAGUUUGCAGAGGAAUGCAAAGGUAUACCUCUCGCGCUCGUUGUUGUCGCCAGGGAAUUAAGGACUAACUGUAAAACACUAAAAUCCUGGGAACUGGCCCUUGGACAGCUGCAAAAAUACACAUUCAGAGAAUUCGAAGGAGAAAAAGAUUUGGUGUAUUCAAUAGUUGAGUGGAGCUACGACAAUUUGGAAAGUGUCGAGGCUAAGUCACUGCUUUUGCUUUGCAGUUUGUUUCCAGAAGAUUAUAGCAUUCCAGUUGAAUGUUUGGUCAGGUACGGCAAAGGGCUAGAAUUGUUCAACGAGAGAGACACGUUAGGUGAUGUAAGAUGCAGAGUAGACGUGCUUGUUAAUGACCUCAGGAGUUUAUUGGGGAAAUCGGGUAAUUUCCCACUCAAAAUUACAACUAGUGAUUAA
Coffea eugenioides is the source of this 1410-nucleotide messenger RNA. Its product is annotated as disease resistance protein RFL1-like. The record is from RefSeq and is a predicted model, not a curated record. The transcript has a single exon. Bases 1 to 1410 code for a protein of 469 amino acids. Gene Ontology annotation, molecular function: ATP hydrolysis activity; ADP binding. NCBI's taxonomy places the organism in Eukaryota, Viridiplantae, Streptophyta, Magnoliopsida, Gentianales, Rubiaceae.